Penicillium concentricum is the source of this 3954-nucleotide messenger RNA. RefSeq lists its product as uncharacterized. The record is from RefSeq and is a predicted model, not a curated record. Gene Ontology annotation, biological process: siRNA processing. Lineage: Eukaryota; Fungi; Ascomycota; Eurotiomycetes; Eurotiales; Aspergillaceae. Gene Ontology annotation, molecular function: RNA binding; ribonuclease III activity. The coding region runs from base 1 to 3954 and encodes 1317 amino acids. Gene Ontology annotation, cellular component: RISC complex; nucleus; cytoplasm. The transcript is spliced from 5 exons.
AUGGUACUCAACGAUAGGGAGAAGUGGCCGAUACAGGAACGAGCCUACCAAGUGGAAAUGUUACGAGCUAGUCUUCAGCAAAACAUUAUUGUCUCGCUUGUCUGGUUUCUCUGCCCUACUAUUGCGCUGUGUGAGCAGCAAGUCAAUGUUCUCCGGUCCCACCUUCCCUACAGCCGCCCUCGAUCCUUCACUGGCAAGGAUCAAGUCGACCACUGGGGAGAAAAGGCCGUUUGGGAUGCCGCCCUGUUCGGCGUGCGAGUCGCAGUCUCAACCUAUCAGGUCCUGUUGGAUGCCCUAACGCACGGGUUCACGAGAAUUGAUCAAUUUUCAUUGCUGAUAUUAAUUGCCAUCGCAACUAGCUCAUCAUUGCACUGGAAACAGCCCGGCGAACAGAAUCAUGAAAAACUUCUACCAUCCCUACAAACAGACGAUCCCGAACAUCUUACCUCGGAUCCUAGGAAGCUAGAGAGUGAUCUCGACAGCAGGUGCAUGGGCCCAAAUCGAUACUAUCAGCAGCUGUUGGAUUCAACCAAUCGUUCUGAGGUGUGUAUUUAUCGUUUCUUAGAUGAUGAUGGACUCCGCAUUAGUGCCGAACCCCGGCUAUUGAGUUGGCUGCGUGGCAUUAUCGAUCACGCAGAGAGGUAUCAUCAUCAGUCAAGGACCGCGCAGCUUCGCCAAUUUGUCCAAACUUCUGAAGCCCUUUAUCACGAGCUCGGCAAGUGGGCGGCGACUGAGUACAUGUCCACAUCCAUCAGGCACUUCAAAGAGCACCAACGCUCGCAUGCCGAGACAGAGUGGUGCACUAAUGCUGUCAAAGACUUCACUAUGAAGACGCUCUGCGAGCUCGGCCCGCUGGAGCGGCAUCCCAUAUCGCCUACUACACCUGCUGAUCUCUCCCCAAAAUGCCGGGGGCUUCUUGAAACCCUGUCCCGACUGGUGAAUCGAGACUUUCGGGGGCUGAUAUUUGUGGUUCGACGAGCGACCGUGAUGAUACUAAAGUCACUGAUCGAGAAUCAUCCCGAUACCAAAGACAAUUUCCGCUGCGGCGCUUUCGUCGGCAUGUCAAAAAUGCACGGCCUGACAGACCUUGGGAAGUGGCACGAUAACAUCCGUGCGCAGGAAGAGACACUGACCAAGUUCCGUAUGAAAGAACUGGAUUUAAUCAUCACCACUAAUGCACUGGAAGAGGGAAUCGACAUCCCAGCCUGCAAUACUAUCAUCAGCUUCGACCGACCUCUCAGUCUCAGGUCCUUCAUCCAAAGACGCGGAAGAGCUCGCCAAAAACAAUCCACCUUCAUAAUUUUCGCUAAUAACAAGCAGGAAGAGGAAGAGUUGAGGAAACUGAUAGAAUUAGAAGACAGGCUGGUGCAGACCUACCGAGAUGGCACACGAGCUGUUCCCAACCCACCGUGUGAGGCAGACUCUUAUUUGUCACUAGAGGUGAAAGAUACAGGCGCUCGACUGGGCAUGCUGGAUGCUGUGAGCCAUUUGAACACCUUUUGUGCAAAACUGCUGCGACAGCCAUAUGUCAUCAAUCGGCCCCUAUAUCAUUACCAGGAGAGUCCUGAUGGCCGGGUUCGAGCCACAGUCCUCUUACCUAGUGCUCUCCAUCCAUCUCUUCAAGAAAUUGAGGGCUUGUACUGGUGGUCCAGUAGAAAACAUGCGAGAGCCGACACUGCACUGCAAGCAUAUCAGGCUUUGCGGGCGGCAGGCUUGGUGAAUGACCAUCUACUACCAUCUAAGCCCUCCGACCUCAUCAAACCGGCCUUACUUUCUUGCAAAGCCUUCCAUCUUCUACCGGAACCAUUCAAUCCUUGGGCUGAGGCGGCUGCUCAGUGGGAUACCAGCGGGGGGAGCCUGUACGCCCAUCGUCUGGAGAUCCAAAUCCCGGGAAGGAACAGUCUCGAGCUGAGGAUGAUCAUCCCUCAGCAGAUCCACAAGCAGACCAGGUUUCCCCUAUUCUUGCAUGACGAGACCACCAUCAUUGUCCGCCUGUGGCCAGGCUCACUAGUUGCCACUGACCAACAGAAUAUCUUGCUCUACCGUCGGGUCACGCAUCUGAUCCUCCAGUCUGUGCAUGGGUAUCUGCUACAGACUCAGGAUCGAAAAGACUUUGUUACCCUUUUCGUUCCAGAUGCUGCACCUGCUGCGAUGCAACUUUUCCUGGAGACAUGCUCUGGCAGGCUUCCCCUCAACGAGGCUUUGAAGAGCGAAAAACACACGCGGGAACCAGGCCUACUGCGUAGCCCUACGUGGCCUUCCUACCCGUGGAUCAUAAAUUCAUGGCACUUGGAACUCCCAUGCAGCCUCCAACGCCUUCGGGCACACAUUUACCCUCUACCCCGGAGGCGAAACUUUCUAUCUCGCUGCCCUCCCGGAGGUUCGAAACCGGGAAAUCCGGCGACAGGCCAUAAAGGCCGGAAGGCGUUCUCAGAGGGCCAGGAGCUUACCAUGGAUCGACUACCCCUUCCAUGGGCCCUGGCGGCUCUGUAUAUUCCCAGUAUUACCCAUGAGAUUGGUAUAUGUCUGGUUGCCGAACGACUACGGGAGCAAGUCUUAUCAGGCAUGGCCUUCCGCCGGAUGGGUCUCCUUUCCCUGGCAAUUAGACCAACCUGCUCCGAGAGACCUGAUCGGUUCCGGUCGUUGGCCUUUGUGGGGGCCACCUUUCUGAAAUUCAUCACCAGCGAGCAAUUGUUUCUGCACCACCCCACCUGGCAUCAAGGCCUACUAUCUAAGCUCAAGGAAACUGUUGUCUCAGACCAGGGGUUGGCCCAGGCAGCCAGGAUGUGCAGGCUGGGGGAAUUCCUCAUCACCAGACGAUUCAACGGCCGGAAAUGGAAGCCCGCAUGGAUUUCCAGUUUUCUGUCACCGCCGGGCUCCAUGGAGCCACGGAAGAUCAGCGCUAGAACGCUGGCCGAGAUGGUAAGAGCAAUUGUGGGCGCGGCCUAUAUGGACGGCGGCAGCAAGCAAGCGGCGACCUGUGCCGCGACUCUUGUGCCGGCAAUCAAGACUUGGUAUGCCGCAGCACUGAGUGACGGUAGCUUUGAGCAAACUCGGCCAAGGCCCGUGAUAUCGUACUUUUCAACGCUGGACGAGAUGGAACAAUUGCUAGGGUACACAUUUACGGAUCGCAGCCUGCUGGUGGAAGCAUUGACGCAUCCUUCCCACUAUGCAUCCGGAAUGCCUCGGACCGCUGCCUACGGGCGGUUGUCCUUCCUGGGGGAUGCUGUGCUCGAACUUGUGGUGACCCAGACUCUACUCCACGCUCCUAAUCGGACUCUGGAUGUGGACCGUUUGCAAAGUCUGCGAACCGCCGUGACUAAUAAUAUGUUCUUGAUGUUUCUAUGUUUGAUGUUCCACAUGGAAGUUGAAACCCAUGUCGGAGAUGCUACCCAGCCAACCCUCAGCCGUGCGGAGGAGACUCUGGACGAGGUUUAUCUGUGGACCUGUCUGCGUUCACACAGCAUUGAGCUUACCACUGCCUUGGCCAAAUUUCGAUCGACGUCCCGGCGCAACUGCUGGAGGAUUCAACUGGCUUUUCUGAGGAAGACGCAAUACCCUUGGGCUGAGCUAGCCGCGAUGGGCGGGCACGCUGUCCUGGGUGAUAUUGUAAAAAGCGUGUUGGGGGCGGUGUUCCUGGAUUCUCAAGCCAACCUGCGGGACUGCCGGCAUCUGGCCGACAGGAUGGGGAUUCUCCCUCGUGUCAAGCAAUUUCUUCGCGAUGGCGUAGUCACAGACCAUCCCAAAAUCCUCUUACAGAAGCUGCAUCCGAGAACAAAGAUCUUCUACCAAGGCUAUACCAUACCCGCGCCAGACAAGCCCUUCUGCUGUGCAGUCUGGGUGGACGACGAGAAAUUGGUUGAUAUUCAGGGAUGCCCCAAUCGAAAUGUUGCCAUGGUCUCUGCCUCUCAGGUUGUAGCACAACUUCUACAAGAAAGACUCAAGGCCCGGUGA